Molecule: messenger RNA, 555 nt
Organism: Alexandromys fortis (reed vole)
Lineage: Eukaryota; Metazoa; Chordata; Mammalia; Rodentia; Cricetidae
Product: exosome component 10-like
Exons: 3
Coding region: 59-433 (124 amino acids)
Source: RefSeq, a predicted model, not a curated record
CCCUGUUGUGGUCCCAAGAAGGUGUCCUGAUGGCACAACAUAAUCAUGGUUAGAAGUGAUGGGUUUUGGUUUGUCCUUGCAGGAACCUAGUGCUGAGGAAAAUGGAAAGACUCCAUUGACAGUGGCACAGAAAAAAGCCCAGAACAUAAUGGAGUCCUUUGAAAACCCGUUUAGGAUGUUCCUGCCUUCUCUGGAACACAGGGCCCACAUUUCUCAAGCAGCAAAGUUUGAUCCUUCUUCAAAAAUCUAUGAAAUCAGCAACCGCUGGAAGCUGGCCAGCCAGGUCCAGAAAGAACCUAAAGAAGAAACCACGAAGAAGGUUGCUGAACAAACAGGUAGUGUUCCAGUACGUGUAAACAUGGGCUCCUGUGUCGGGGUGCUCUGUGUUUUGGGGGGGGGCGGAGAAAGAGGUCGCUCCAAGAUGAAAUUUUAAGGCCUGUGUUCAGCAGGAAGAUCCAGCCUCUGAUGAGCUUACCUGAACAGCCAUACAAAUGCAUAUUUAUUGAUGGUUACACAAAGUUGUUUGUGGAUUUUUUGGGUUCAUUUGCUUGUUUG